AUGGCGGCGGCGCAGUCGGCCUUCUCCCUCGUCUCCUCCUUUUCGGCGGCCUCCUCGUCGGCGUGCCCCUCGCCGGCGCUCCGCAACAACGUCAGAUUCCCUCUCCGGGCCCCUUCGACCUUCCCCAGCUCCAGGCGGUCGACUUCCCUGCGGCCGCUCGCGGCCGUGGACGUGCCCGAGAACGUGGAGAAGCUCGGAGAGGAGAUAAGCAAGCUGACGCUCGAGGACGCGAAGAACCUCGUCAACUUCCUGGAGUGCAGGCUCGGCGUGUCGGUGGCUGCGUUUGCGCCGGCAGCAGCGGCCCCCGCCGCCGUUGCAGGAGUCGACGCCGGUGCCGCGGCCGAGGUGGAAGAGAAGACGGAGUUCGACAUUGUCAUUGAGGAUGUCCCCGCCAAUGCAAGGAUCCCGACCAUCAAGGUCAUCCGGGCCCUGACGGACCUGUCACUCAAGGAUGCGAAGGAAAUGAUUGAGUCCCUCCCGAAGAAGUUCAAGGAGGGUGUCUCGAAGGACGAUGCAGAGGAUUCCAAGAAGAAGCUCGAGGAGGUCGGAGCCAAAGUCUCAAUUGUGUAA
Molecule: messenger RNA, 570 nt
Organism: Spirodela intermedia
Lineage: Eukaryota; Viridiplantae; Streptophyta; Magnoliopsida; Alismatales; Araceae
Source: the annotation of a GenBank genome assembly